This is a messenger RNA of Aspergillus pseudoviridinutans, 708 nucleotides long. RefSeq lists its product as uncharacterized. NCBI's taxonomy places the organism in Eukaryota, Fungi, Ascomycota, Eurotiomycetes, Eurotiales, Aspergillaceae. Gene Ontology annotation, biological process: endoplasmic reticulum to Golgi vesicle-mediated transport. Gene Ontology annotation, cellular component: COPII-coated ER to Golgi transport vesicle; Golgi membrane; endoplasmic reticulum membrane. Gene Ontology annotation, molecular function: COPII receptor activity. Bases 1 to 708 code for a protein of 235 amino acids. The record is from RefSeq and is a predicted model, not a curated record. The transcript has 2 exons.
AUGUGGAUCCUUCCUCUUGUCGGCUACUUAGGGGUCAUUGUAGGAUUUACUUUCCUAACACUAGCUAUAGCAUCGGGGCUAUACUAUCUAUCAGAGCUUGUGGAAGAACAUACAGUCUUCGCACGUCGGGUGUUAACUCGAUUGAUAUACAGUAUCAUCUUCAUCCACAUUUUUCUCUUCCUCUUCGAUGGAUUUCCCUUCUUCCUCUCUAUCUUCAGUAUCGGCUCACACAUCGUGUACGCGAGCAAUUUACGACGUUUCCCAAUCGUCAAAUUGUCUGAUCCAUUAUUUAUCUUAUCGUGUGUGCUUGUCGGCUUGAAUCACUGGCUCUGGUUCCGCCAUUUUUCGAAGCCGCUACCCUCAUCACGGGUGGGCACCAACUGGCGUCAGCCGUACGAAGUUGAUAUCGAAGAUAUGCCAACUUUCACCGAGGUGGCUUCUUACUUUGGACUCUGCGUGUGGCUUGUUCCAUUUGCCCUUUUUGUUAGUCUCAGUGCAGGGGAAAAUGUCUUGCCAAGUAUGGGAUCUGAGUACGCGACAGGCGGGCAUGUUCCUGCCGUAGGACGUACUCGCAGUGCUUUGUCAUCAGAUGGGAAAAUGAAGAAUAAGGGGAUGGCGAAAGCCGUAGUAGACGGCGUCAGGGAUUGGAUUAGCGAAAACGGCGAAUUGAUGGGCUUCUGGAGGGGUGAACGGACAAGAAGAUUUUAA